GUGCAGGCCCCUCACCAGAGUGGGAGGUGCCCUGUGCAGGAGGAAGGCUGUUUGUGCCCACACUGGUAACAGGGACCCUUGGAGAAGUGUGAUUCUCCUGCAGAGAUGAUGAAUGGCCAAGGGAGAGUCAGUCCUGGAAGUGCAGCCCCAGCAGAAGAGAGAGGCUGCUCCUGGCUGAACAUCUGUGUCUUCCUUAUUUUUGCCCUUGCAAUCAAAGCUGCCAUUGGGACCUUGUGCCUCUUGUUUGUGCUGCACCCUGGUUUCAGGAGCUGCAGCUUGGUUCCCUUCUGCCACAGCAGUGACCAGCCCUCAGCCCUGCAGCAGCAGUUCUCGGAGUGGGAGUGCGGCUCAGCGGUGCCACAAGGCACAGACCGAGGCUGGAUGUGCUGCCCAAAGGGCUGGAGAAGGUUUGAAGGAAGCUGCUAUUUCCUGUCCACUGACAUCAUGAACUGUGCUGAGAGUGCAGAGAACUGCACUGGGAUGGGCUCCCACCUGGUGGUGAUCACCAGCAGUGCAGAGCAGGAAUUUCUCAUUGAGCAGGGAACUCAGCCUUCAAAAGAAAUUAAUUUUUACAUUGGUCUGUUUGAGGAUGAUGUGGGCCAGUGGCAGUGGGUGGACAAGUCUCCCUACAAUGGGACAGCAGCAUGA
This is a messenger RNA of Melospiza melodia melodia, 648 nucleotides long. RefSeq names its product C-type lectin domain family 4 member D-like. Bases 106 to 648 code for a protein of 180 amino acids. The record is from RefSeq and is a predicted model, not a curated record. Lineage: Eukaryota; Metazoa; Chordata; Aves; Passeriformes; Passerellidae. The transcript is spliced from 5 exons.